AUGGAUCUGGACUCCGACAUUCAAAUGGAAGACGCUGUUGAGCAAACACAGGCGGAACAGGCAGAAAAGGCUUCUAUUCUGUCCCAAGUUCCAAUUAGCAUUACAGACCCCACCACCCAAAGAGACACGUUGGACGGUUGGAUAGAACAAUUGAGCCAAUGUAAACCAUUGAGUGAAAACUCUGUUAAACAAUUGUGCGCUAUGGCAAUCGAAGUUGUCAAGGACGAGCAGAACGUCCAGCCCGUGCAAGUGCCAGUCACUAUAUGUGGAGAUAUUCACGGCCAGUUCCACGAUUUGAUGGAGUUGUUCAAAAUCGGAGGGCCUUGCCCAGACACAAACUAUCUGUUCAUGGGAGAUUACGUCGACAGAGGAUACUACUCUGUGGAGACGGUCAGCUACUUGGUGGCUAUGAAAAUUCGGUAUCCAAGAAGAAUCACUAUUCUUAGAGGAAAUCAUGAGUCAAGACAAAUUACACAAGUUUAUGGAUUUUACGAUGAAUGUUUUAGAAAAUACGGUUCUGCCAACGUCUGGAAGAUCUUUACGGAUCUGUUCGACUAUUUCCCGAUCACCGCUCUUGUUGAGAACUCGAUUUUCUGUUUGCACGGCGGAUUGUCUCCGAUGAUCGAAACGAUCGAUCAAGUUCGGGAGUUGAAUAGAAUCCAGGAGGUUCCCCACGAAGGACCAAUGUGUGACCUGCUGUGGUCCGAUCCUGACGAUAGAGGAGGAUGGGGGAUUUCUCCAAGAGGUGCAGGUUUCACUUUUGGUCAGGAUAUUUCUGAGCAGUUUAAUCACACAAACGGCCUUUCUUUGGUUGCCAGAGCACACCAGUUGGUCAUGGAAGGAUACAGCUGGUCGCACCAGGAUUUGGUGGUGACCAUUUUCUCGGCCCCUAACUACUGCUACAGAUGUGGAAACCAGGCCGCCAUCAUGGAGGUUGACGAGAACCACAACAGAAACUUUUUGCAGUACGACCCUUCUGUCCGCCCUGGUGAGCCCACCGUUACCAGGAAAACUCCCGAUUAUUUCCUCUAG
This is a messenger RNA of Ogataea philodendri, 1032 nucleotides long. RefSeq lists its product as uncharacterized. The transcript has a single exon. Gene Ontology annotation, biological process: peptidyl-serine dephosphorylation; mitotic cell cycle. Gene Ontology annotation, molecular function: protein serine/threonine phosphatase activity. Gene Ontology annotation, cellular component: cytosol. The coding region runs from base 1 to 1032 and encodes 343 amino acids. The record is from RefSeq and is a predicted model, not a curated record. NCBI's taxonomy places the organism in Eukaryota, Fungi, Ascomycota, Pichiomycetes, Pichiales, Pichiaceae.